UUUAAAAGCACACUUUAAUGUCCCAGCGGCCGCACCCGCGGAUCUUCUUCUCGCGCGCGGUCUCCUGAACGGGGCUGCCAAAGCCAUGCCUCUCGCUCCCGGAGCGCGGAGGCACCGCCUGGGGCCGCCCUCACCUCACGGCAACGGUCGCGCGGGCCGAAACAAGCGGCUCCCGGUCGUGACGCUCCCGCCGCGCUCCACACGCCUCGCCCCGGGCGAGGAACCCCCGGAAAGCGCGCGGCCGCUCCCUCAGCUCCCCCCGCAGCCGUUACACCGCCCAGCAACGGCCACCACGGGGAUCGCGCCCACUGCUCCCCGCCGCCGCCACCCUCACGGGCACGGCGCACGCGCGUCGGUUGCCGUCGCUUCCGUGUCCGCCUUCCUGACCAAUGAGCGUGCGAAAAGACAGUUUGCCCCGCCCCCCGUUCCCCCCCAUGACCCGUUCUGGCUCUCGCGAGACUUUGCCAGAGCGUGACAAGGCGGGGCGGGAGCGAGGUGAGGGGAGUGGCGCCGGCGGAGCGGGUGAGCGUCGGUGGUGUUAUUUGCGGGCCGUGGGGACGCGGUGGCCCUGGGGCGGCUCUGAGGAGAUCACCUUAUACUUAAAGAUGGCUGCUGAUACAUCUGUUGAAAUACUUCAGAAAGUUCUGGAGAAUGAAAUACUUCAGACUGCCAAGGUGGUGGAAGAACAUCUGGAUGCUGAAAUGCAGAAGCUCGACCAAAUGGAUGAAGAUGAGUUGGAACACCUGAAACAAAGGAGACUUGAAGCACUGAAAAAGGCCCAGCAGCAGAAACAAGAGUGGCUUUCUAAAGGACAUGGAGAGUACAGAGAAAUCCCAAGUGAGAGAGACUUUUUCCAAGAAGUCAAAGAAAGUAAAAAUGUGGUUUGCCACUUCUACAGAGAUACAACUUUCAGGUGCCAAAUAAUGGACAAGCAUUUGACUGUAUUGGCAAAAAAACACGUUGAGACAAAAUUCUUGAAGUUAAAUGCAGAAAAAUCUCCUUUCUUGUGUGAGAGACUGCGCAUCAAAGUAAUUCCAACUGUAGCACUAAUAAAAGAUGGAAAAACACAAGACUAUAUUGUUGGCUUCACUGAUCUCGGUAACACUGAUGACUUCACUACGGAGACCUUAGAAUGGAGAUUAGGCUGUGCAGACAUAAUUAAUUACAGUGGAAACUUGAUGGAGCCACCCUUUCAAAGCCAAAAGAAAUUUGGAACAAGCUUUACAAAGUUGGAUAAGAAGACCAUCAGAGGAAAGAAAUAUGAUUCAGAUUCUGAUGACGACUAGAACAGCUAAAUCUAUUUAUAAAUCAUGUUUUGUUUAUGCUUGGUACAUUUUUAAGAAUGAUUUUUGUAAAUCUUAUUUCUUUUCAUUACAUCUGCGCAUAAUGCUCACUUUUUCUAUACAGUUUUAUACAACUGGGUCAUAUCAGAAGAGAGCCUAAAAUAUUUUUUUUCUCUCUUUUGGAAGUCAUUUGUAACUCAAAAAUCAAAGUCCUAACUAAGUCACGUGUUGCAAACAAUGAACUUUGUCUAACUGUACAUUUAUGAAAUGUUGUGAAGUAACUGUUAGGAACAGCUGUACCAAGUCAGACCAAAGGUCCAUCUGGCCCUGUAUCCAGUCUCAGCGGCCAAAAGCAGAUGCACAAGGAAGAGUAAAAGCAGGGUAAGCAGAUAGUGAUGCUUCUUCAGGAAAUAGUUUGAGCAAUUUCUGGUUUGGGGAACUCUGUCUGAAAACAUUUGUUGGAUAAAAAGAAAACAAAUCUUUUUAACCAUCAUUACACCUUUAUAGCUUUCACAUCAUUUGGCAAGGAGUCCACGACUUCACUGUGUUGUGUCAAGAACUACUUUCCUAUUGUUUUCCUAUAAUUUUAUUGAAUUUAAGCUCCUUUUUUUUUUUUUUUAAAUUUUUUUCAUUAAAGGAGACAAGAAGCAAUUCAAUUUUUCUCUAUCUGUUCAUCUUCCAGUUCUCUUCAAACUUACAACUAUUUAUUGUCAGUAAAGCACCACAAGUUAUUGGUACAGGAAUUGUACAUUUUAAUAGAGGAUUGCUUACCUCGUGGUGCCAUGUCACGACAUUGCAUAACUUAACCACAUUGCACUGUAAGCUGUAAAACAGGUUUGUAUAGUUACAUGGUUUUGAAUGUGUGGAUUUUUUUAGCAGAUGCUUUGUACAAGAGAGUGGGCUAGAGAAAAGAAUUAAGGAGAAACCUUGAUCUGUUUAGAUAUAGCUCAGCAUUCUGUGUAUUGUUUCUUCAGUAAUGGGCUGAAUUUUCAAGGGAGAGCAUCUUUGGAACAUGAUAUACAUUUUCUGGGUAGGUGAAGAGUUGAAUUUUUUUUUUUCUUUUAUUCUCAAAAUCAUGGUUUGCUGUGUGCUGGAGGACUCUUUCUAAGGUGAUACUUUGAAUUGGCCCCCCAAAAAAAUGAAGUGGUUCUUCCUGCCUUGUAGUGGAGAAUGCCAUUGGGCCAGCCCAGCAAUAUAACCCUGCAAGAAAGUCUAAACAAUAAUUAUUAUAUUUUAUUUCAGUUCACGUACAUUGAAAUAAAAUUAU
Phasianus colchicus (ring-necked pheasant) is the source of this 2550-nucleotide messenger RNA. The record is from RefSeq and is a predicted model, not a curated record. Lineage: Eukaryota; Metazoa; Chordata; Aves; Galliformes; Phasianidae.